Messenger RNA from Ostrinia furnacalis (Asian corn borer), 4820 nucleotides. It is a transcript of the gene Utx, whose product is annotated as Utx histone demethylase. Gene Ontology annotation, biological process: regulation of gene expression. Gene Ontology annotation, cellular component: MLL3/4 complex. Lineage: Eukaryota; Metazoa; Arthropoda; Insecta; Lepidoptera; Crambidae. The transcript has 12 exons. The record is from RefSeq and is a predicted model, not a curated record. Gene Ontology annotation, molecular function: chromatin DNA binding; RNA polymerase II cis-regulatory region sequence-specific DNA binding; histone H3K27me2/H3K27me3 demethylase activity. Bases 179 to 3418 code for a protein of 1079 amino acids.
UCAAAUGUCAAGAAAAAUGACAUGGUGGGAGUGUUGUCGUCAGUUGUCAUUUUGUUUUACAAGUUACAAACAUAGAAAAUAAGAAAUGUUACUAAAUACAUAGAGCUCCAAAUUAUUCAAAUAUGCCUUAUUUAAGUGUCUGAUAAUUAUCGGUAUUAAUCUGUUGUAUCUCUCAAUCAUGGAUGAGAAAGAAGAGUUGCAUCUAACCUCGCAAGAAUUGCAAGUUUUGUCGGAACUUGACAGCCGCCAAUUUGGGUUCCUGAAACUCCGUGGGAAUGAACAUGGCCGCACUCGAGCUCUGGUGCUUAAAGCAGUCAAGUAUCUGGAAGGCAUGCUUGUUCAAGUCAAGGAAGAAGAGCGAGCAUGUUCCCCAGGAGCCAGGCGGGACAUCUGCAUUGAUCCUAAGACUUAUUGCAAACUGGGACACUUCCAUCUUCUACUGGAAGAUUAUGCUAAAGCUAUGUCAGCAUACCAGAAGUUCUACGCACUGGAGCAAGACAACUGGAAGGAUCCUCUGUUUCUGUACGGACUUGGUCUCUGUUAUUACCACUACAAUGCCUUCGAAUGGGCGACGAAGGCGUUGCAAAUGGCUCUGUACGUGUCGCCGGGUUUCUCUCGGGCGGCAGACGCGCACCUGCGGCUGGCGCUGAUGUUCAAGGCGCGCCGGCACUGGGCGGCGGCGGCGGCGCACUUCCGGCGCGCUCGCCUCGCGCCGCACCAGGACGCCACCUUCACGCGGCUGGAGCUCAGCUUCCACGCCGCUCAUCUCCUCGAGGCGAAGGGGCUCCGCAAGCUGGCCAGGGACGCCUACGAGCGCCUGCUCAAGGAGCCGCAACUGUCCUCGGCGCUGAAGGCCGACGUCUGCAGGCAAUUAGGGUGGCUGUACCACCGCUGCGCGUCCCUUGGCGAGCCUGCCGCCCGCGCGCGCGCCGCCAUAUGGUGCCUUCAGCGCGCGGUCAACGCGGAGCCCGACUCGGGCGCAGGCCUGUACCUCCUCGGCCGCUGCUUCGCCGCGCAGGGCAAGGUGCACGACGCGUUCAUAGUCUACAGAAACUCCGUGGAGAAAUCUGAGGGGAACGCCGACACCUGGUGCUCGAUAGGGGUGCUGUAUCAGCAGCAGAAUCAGCCGAUGGACGCGUUGCAGGCGUACAUCUGUGCGGUGCAAUUGGACAAGGGCCACUCGGCCGCGUGGACCAACUUAGGAAGUUUAUACGAGAGCUGCCAGAUGCCCAGGGAUGCCUUCGCGUGUUACACCAAUGGAGGCACGGCGGCUACCGCCUCCAAUGCGGCGUUGAGGCAGAGGCUGGCCUUUUUAAGAGCGCAUCUGGCGCACGCGCCGAUGCCAUCUGUCACCGGGAAACGGCGGCAGCUGCCAUCUAUCGAGGAGGCGUGGAACCUGCCGAUCUCUGCCGAGAUGUCGUCGCGCGCGCCCAAGUCGGCGCCGCCGCCGUACCCCGGCAAGCGGCCCGACGAGCCGCCGCCGCUCACGCACCACCAGCUGCAGACGCUGCAGUACCUGCAAAGGAACUCGCACAACCUCUCGCCGCACCAACAAGCGUUGAUGCAGCAACUGUUAUCACAGUAUCGUCUCGCGCAGGCAGCGCGGGCGCGUACGGUGACCAAAAGCGAAGGUAGCAGUAGUGCGUCGACCGGCGACAACGCCGAGUCGCUCGCCGAAGAUCUGUUGAAACGAUUCUCAGACUCGCAGCCUGAUAUCAAGAAGGAACCUGUCACAACAGAGAGCGGCAGCGCGGGCGCGUGCGUGGGGGCGGGCGGCGACGUGGUGCUGGGCGGGCGGCAGCCGGUCGUCAAGCUCGAGCCGCUCAAGACCGACCCGCUCAAGCCCGUCGCCUUCCACAGCGGCAUGACUGCGAAGCAGAUACUCGACGCCUGCAAGGAAAACGCGGGCCCCCCCACAGCGUGGUCGGUGCUGGGCGACGGCUGCGGGCCGCCGGAGCCGCCCGCCGUGCCGCCGCCGCGCCUGUCGCCCGAGCAGCUGGCGCCGCCCGCGCCCUUCGUGUACGUGGAGUCCAAGCGCGACGCCUUCUCGCCGCAGCUGCAGGACUUCUGCCUCAAGCACCCCAUCGCCGUCGUGCGCGGGCUCACGGCCGCGCUCAAGCUGGACCUCGGCCUGUUCUCCACCAAGACGCUCGUGGAGGCCUGGCCCGACCACGCCGUCGAGGUGCGCACGCAGCUCAUGCAGUCCGCCGACGAGAACUGGGACCCCACCGGCCGCCGCCGCGUGUGGGCCUGCGCCUCGCACCGCUCGCACACCACCGUGCGCAAGUACGCGCAGUACCAGGCCGGCUCCUUCCAGGACUCGCUGCGCGACGAGCGCGAGCGCGGCGGCGCCGGCGCCGCGGCCGGCGCGCUGUCCGACUCCGACGGCCGCGAGUCCGGCUCCGGCCCGGCCAAGCGCCGCCGCGGCGCGCGCAUGCUGCGCUUCGGCACCAACGUCGACCUGUCCGACGAGCGCAAGUGGCGGCCGCAGCUGACCGAGCUGCAGAAGCUGCCGGCCUUCGCGCGCGUGGCCUCCGCCGCCAACAUGCUGUCGCACGUCGGCCACGUGAUCCUCGGCAUGAACACCGUGCAGCUGUACAUGAAGGUGCCCGGCAGCCGCACGCCCGGCCACCAGGAGAACAACAACUUCUGCUCGAUCAACAUCAACAUCGGGCCCGGCGACUGCGAGUGGUUCGGCGUGCCCGACGCCUACUGGGGCGGCGUGCGCGAGCUGUGCGAGCGGCACGGGCUGUCGUACCUGCACGGCUCGUGGUGGCCGGACCCCGACGAGCUGCGCGCGCACGGCGUGCCCGUGUUCCGCUUCACGCAGCGCCCGGGCGACCUCGUGUGGGUCAACGCCGGCUGCGUGCACUGGGUGCAGGCCACCGGCUGGUGCAACAACAUCGCCUGGAACGUCGGCCCGCUCACGGCGCGCCAGUACGCGCUCGCGCUCGAGCGCUACGAGUGGAACAAGGUGCAGAACUUCAAGUCGAUCGUGCCCAUGGUGCACCUCACGUGGAACCUGGCGCGCAACAUCCGCGUGUCGGACCCGCGCCUGCACCGCGCCAUGCGCACGUGCCUGGCGCAGACGCUGCGCGCGGCGGCCGGCACGCUGGCGGCGGUGCGCGCGCGCGGCGUGGCGGUGCGCUUCCACGGGCGCGCGCGCGGCGAGGCGUCGCACUACUGCGGCGCGUGCGAGCGCGAGGUGUGGCACGCGCUGCUGGUGCGCGAGCACGAGCGCCGGCACGUGGUGCACUGCCUGGCGUGCGCGCGGCGCGCGUCGCCGGCGCUGGCGGGCUUCCUGUGCCUGGAGGAGCACCACGUGGACGAGCUGGCGCAGGUGUACGACGCGUUCGCGCUGCACCGGCCCGCGCCGCCGCCGCCCGCGCCCGCGCCGCCGCCGCUGACGCCGGACUGAGCGCCGCGCGCGUGGCGCCCCCCAGUAUUAGACGCCGACCGCCUCGAUCGUUCCGUGUGCGUGUGUCGAUCCCGCGCGACCCGUUUUCGGUCGCGAUAGAGUAUUUUGGUGAUAAAUUGUAAUUUUGUAAUGCGAAAAUGUUUACACACGUAGCCGUUUACACGCUCCUCGAUCACUUUUGUAAUUGUGCGAGAUAAGAUAAUGUACAGAGUCAAUUCCUGGCGACGGUGGCCGGCUUUUGUUGCGCACGAGACGUAUGGCGGGGCCUCGGGCGAGUAGCGAGUAGUGCUAGUGCUAGCGACACUAGACGGGUAGAGUGUGGGCCAGAGGCGGGCGUGAGAGCCGCCGGCCGCACGGGAGAGGACGGCCCGCCGAGUCUCGGCGCUUAGGUGUUCACCGCGAUAUAAAUGUGUUAUUUUUGUAUAGAGGCAUAUUUAUUUAUUUUUAUCGUACUGUGACUGCGUUAGUUUGAUUUUAUAGUACAGUCUCAUAGUGAAUUAGUAGUUUGUAAGUGUACUGCACGGUGAGGGACUUUGCGUUUUAGCAGGGUCUGGAGAAUAGUGCUGCGAUGUCCCAAAGAAUGUUAUACUCGUAUAGGCAAGUGACUAAAGGAAAAUUGUAUGAAACGGUUUAUUUGACUGGGCCCGAUUCUGAGAUUGUUAUUGUCUCUAAAACUAAUCCCCAUAUUGUAUGUCUGUUUUCAAGCAUGAUUUCUUGCUGAGCAAAGAUUGAACUCAAGCUUAUUUAUGCCUUAUUAACGUUCAUUCAAUAGGGACCAAUUUGACUUGCAUAAAGUCUUUGCUCAAGAAGAAUUUCUGCUUGAAGAUCGAUAAAACAAAUGGAGACCUACAUACAUAAUAUUAAACUUAAUUUCAUUGUUCUAAUUUGGUGGUUAUUUUAAUUUAAUAUUAGGGAAAACAAACGCUGACUAUUAGUUUAAAUUAAGCAACCUGGAAUCGGGCUCAUAAUCUCAUUAUUAUUGCUGCCUGUUUUGUCAUGUUUGGGAUUCGACAUUAAAAUUAGGUUUGUUAACUAAAUUGACUGUUCUUUCGUCUGAAUUCGAAUAUAAAUUAGUCAUAAUUAAACUCGUUUCAAGGAUUGGCGUAUAUUAGAAUGGAUUAGGGCGAGUAAGCUCAGGGUUGGCAGUACGCGGGACGGCCGCCGCGACACCGUCGUUUGUUGUUUCUCUUGAAGUUUUAUUGAUGUGUUAGUGAGAUUUCAAUGUUAAGUAUUUGCGUUCCAAGGUGUCGCGGCGGUCAGCGAAGGUUUGCAAAGAGGAAGUAUAGUCGGAUUUUGUAUAGCGAAUGCCGAUAAUUUAUAAGUAAUUAUAACAUCACUGCCAUGUAUGACCUUACUGUUUAUACUGUAAUAUUACAUUUUAAUAAACAAAAUUGAGUACGGA